ACAUCAUCACUCCGCGCGCACCUGACAUCAUCAUCAGUCGCCGUUAAAGCAUGGCGAUCCAGCUGUCAAGUUCUGCAGGAUGCUAACCGGUUUACGGUGGUUUUUGAACAUUUAAAGUGACUUUUCCUGGAUUCCUAUUGUACUAAGCUGGUUCCGUCUUCAUGGUUUAGUUGUUUAUUUGCGUUUUUAUCCUCAUCAGCUGAUUCUUGGCUGCUAGAGAGAGCCAGGUAAACAACAACAUGCUCUCUGUGAAGGUUAUAGGCUAUCUGGCUUCGGCUGUUUACCGUCGUGAGUUUAUCAAAGUGUCUGUCUGCUGUCCUGUUCAUCGUUGUGUCAGUCAGACUCGCUUGUGUCGAGCAGCAGCAGCUUCUCCAGAAGAGACUAUUAUUCGUAUUCCUCGCUCCAUGCAGAGGCAGGUUGAAAGUGUGAAACAGACUCGAGGCAGAAACCAGAUCAACACCAUCAAAGCAGGCAAGCUCCUGAUCCAGAGCAAGAACCCAACUCUGAACCAGUCUGUAGCGUACACACUUGGCAAGUUCGAGCAGCCUGCUCUUUGCACACAAGGAUGGAAACACAACAAAUCAUUCGGUGACUAUUUCUCCAUCAACAACAUCAAGACUGUUGCACCUUUUGUUGCAGAAAAUCACAAUGUUGGUGAUGAACAGAAAGCAGCGGUGACGUUUAACAACUUCCACAUCUGCAAGGAGCUGGUGGAGGCUUUGGACAAUAUCAACAUCACCCAUCCCACCACUGUGCAGCUGCAGACCAUCCCAAAGGUCAUGAAAGGUCACAACAUUCUCUGUGCUGCGGAGACGGGCAGUGGGAAAACACUGAGUUACCUGCUUCCCAUUCUUCACAGGCUGCAGGCUGAUAAAGAGUCGGAGAUGUACGCUGCGAGUGCACGCAAGAUUCGUGCCGUGGUUCUCGUGCCUUCCAGAGAACUGGCCGAGCAAGUGGCGGCCGUGUCCAGGACUCUGUGUGCUCCGUUAGGCUUGCUGACGAGGACUGUGGGUGGUGGGCGCGGAGUAGGACACAUCAAGGAAGUCUUCAAAAGGGAUCAUCCAGAUAUUUUAGUGGCCACGCCAGGUGCUCUGGUCAAGGCCCUGCAGAGACGCUGGGUGGACUUGAGCGAGCUGAGCUUCUUCGUGGUGGACGAGGCCGACACCAUGUUCGACCCCAGCUUUUCUGACAUGCUGGAGAACAUCCUGCUCCGCACAAACAUCGCCAAUGGUCCCAAGGAAACACGAGGCCUAGGCCAUAAAGCCCAGCUGCUGGUGGUGGGCGCCACCUUCCCGGGUGGCGUCGGGGAAGUGCUCAGCCAGGUGACGGACCUCGGCAGCAUGGUGGUCAUCAAGAGCAAGAUGCUGCACUUCCUCAUGCCACAUGUCAAACAGACGUUCCUGAAGGUAAAGGGCGCUGACAAGAUCUUGGAGCUCCACCAAGCCCUGAAGCUGCUCCAACAGGAAAGAGGAGGGGGCGCCGCUCUGGUGUUCUGCAACAAGUCCGCCACCGUCAACUGGCUGGGGUACUCGCUGGAAGAGAUGGGGGUGCAGCACGCACGUCUGCAAGGGGAGAUGGCUGCUGCCGUGCGGGCAGGAAUCUUCCGCUCCUUCCAGAAGGGCGUGGCCGAUGUGCUGAUAUGCACCGACAUCGCUUCACGUGGCCUGGACACAUCUCGAGUGCGCUUGGUUGUCAACUAUGACUCCCCAGAGUCCCACACAGACUACAUUCACAGGGCAGGGAGAGUGGGGAGGGCUGGAGGAGUGGAGGAUGGGGAGGUGCUCAGCUUCGUCACUCAACCGUGGGAUGUGGAGCUGGUGCAGAAGAUUGAGACCGCUGCACGGAGGAGAACUAGUUUGCCAGGCAUGGAAUCUGAGAUAUCUGAGCCAAAACCCAAAGUAGCAGAAGCAGAGGAGUAGUUUUUUUUUUUGUAUGUUUGCAAGUGGAAAAGCCUCUGGUGGGACAUGUUACUGUAUGUGUUGUGUUGGGAUGACAAACUCAAAGGUACAAAACAUUGUCAGCAGAAACAGUGAGCUAGAUUUGUUCAAAACAGAAUUACAGUAGCCUUUUUCUUUGGCCACUAUGACUUAAAAAUCUUUUCUUUUUUUUUUUAAAUCACUUUUUUGAAAGAAUUAAGAAUGAAAUUGCCCAGUUAUGGUUGAUCUCACAAGGGAUGGACAUUCUGCUGAACACUAAGCACUAACAUAAAGCAUGAUAUUAAUGAGAAUGUGGACAGUGUGUGCUUUAUGUCUAAAUGUAAUGUUGCUAUAGUGUCAAUAAUGUUAUACCUACCCUAUAUUUCCUAAUGUAAAGGUUUUUUGUGCAGACUAAUCUGCAUAUAUAGACUAUAUAGAUAUACUUAUCACAAUAUUUUUGUAUUCAAUUGUUGCAGUUUUUUGUUAAAAGUGCUUGGACUUCAAAGUAAAAUCUAAUUGCAUAUUUUU
Sebastes umbrosus (honeycomb rockfish) is the source of this 2444-nucleotide messenger RNA. RefSeq names its product DEAD (Asp-Glu-Ala-Asp) box polypeptide 28 (gene ddx28). Lineage: Eukaryota; Metazoa; Chordata; Actinopteri; Perciformes; Sebastidae. The transcript has a single exon. Gene Ontology annotation, molecular function: RNA helicase activity; nucleic acid binding; ATP binding. Gene Ontology annotation, biological process: mitochondrial large ribosomal subunit assembly. The record is from RefSeq and is a predicted model, not a curated record. The coding region runs from base 240 to 1919 and encodes 559 amino acids. Gene Ontology annotation, cellular component: mitochondrion.